AGAAGAAUGUUGUUUAUUUCAAGACUAUGGUAGGACUAGUGAUGCGCACCACCAUCCGGUAUACCGGUAUUACCAGUAAUACCGCAUCAGAAUGGUACAGUGGCAGCUGCAAGAAGGGAGAUGACAGAGCUAUGUAUACAACCAAAUUUGCGGCUGUUUGAUUACCAGAUAUUUUCACCACUAAUAAGCCUUUGGUUUUAAUGUAAGUUUAUAAAUGAAAAACUACAGACAAUGCAGGAAGAUGUUAUUUUGAUGACCGCAGCAGCACAGGUCACAACUGGCAGAGGGGGAAGGGGGUUGCCAGGCAGCCUUUGUUUACAAUCACAGGUGUGGAUGUUUGACUAUCAGGUAUUUUUCGAGUAUUAAAUCAAACUUUUGCGUUUGAGUAUUGAAAAGUUUGAGUGUUGAGUCUCCACUGUAUCCUUCUUAUAACGUGGGAACCAGUACUAUUAUGUGAAUCUGUAUACCAUGCUGGCAAUACUAUACAAAGCACCAUACUCAUACACACUUCAUUCAUUAGCCCUGGUGGCCUCUAGUGGAAAGAAAUUGAAUAUCAUGGCAAGUGGAAACAACAGUGGCCUUGGUUCUUCAAUAUUCCGUGGAACUUUGCAUGGAAACAGCAACAAUUUGGGAGGCAGCAGCAGCAACAGCAACAACAGCCACCACCAGCAUCACCACCACCAUCAGCACCACCACACAGCCAGCCACAGCCACCAUCUGCCACAAGCUGGAGUGAGUCCUGACCACAUGUCAAACAUCAUGGCCAAGCUGUGGUUUGACCAUAAUGUUGAGUACGCUCUGUCUUCCCUGAAGAAGGAGGAACAUGAGAAGCGCACCCGAGACCUUCGCAAGCAGCUUGAGUACAUCAGUGACACCAACUGGAAGUAUUCCCCGGUUGAGAAGUACAUCGGUCAGCAGUGAUUGCCUGGCUGCAUGUAUGUGUGGGUGCCAGUGUAUGCUUAUAGCAUCUUCAGUAUUUGACUAAAAACUACCAUUUUCCUUUCUUGGUGGAGAUAUAUAAACGGCUAAUCUAAAAAGGUGUGUUACUAGUGUGUGAUCUGUGGUGACUACUGAGAAAACUUGAUAGACCGUCCCAGAGAGAAGUCGCACUUUACGUGUUAUUGUUGUGUGACUCAGGUUGUGACAUGUCUGUGAAAAGAGAAGAAAUUGCUUGCACAUAAAUGUGUGUGAAAACUGAAAGAAAAUUUGAAAUACAAGAAAAGCUUUGCCUUGUGAGAUUCUCCACAUGGUCGAGUAACAAGUUUAUGAACUAAAAAUUCUAGAAGACAAACAUCAUAAUGAUCAGUCUUGUGCAGAAAGCCUUGAGGUUUGCUGCUGGGGGCAGCAAGAGCACCCAGCUUGAAGAGACAGUGAGCUGCAGGCCAAAGCUGGAGGACUUUGUGUCAACAGGUCACUCAGGACCGGAGACGAAGGAGUUUGAAGGACUGGUGACGUCCAUAGACUGUUCCUGCAUUGUUAUUAGCCAGGAUAUUUAUUGCGAUCCAUCUGACUUCCCAUCAGACAUUAAGGUUUCUGUGGGAGUUAAAGUGAGGGGCUCAGCUCAGAGGGGAGGCAAGCAUGAAAUGUGGCGAGCAAAGACGGUAAACAUAGUACAGGAAGAAUGGGAUGCCGGCCUUCACUGCACAGCAAGAAUCAAUGGUGAUGGAAGCAUACCCACUGCAUGUGUUGCUGAGGGGAUCCCAAGGAGUUUUAAGAGUGAUUUUUUAGCCUCAGGAUCUUUCCAGCCAGGCCACUUACAUGAAUGUAGUGAAGCUUCGGCCGGGACAGGAGCAUCUCAGAGUGUCAUUGGAAAGGUGACUGGUGUGUGGAGAUACUGUCACUCUCAAUGACAGUGUAUGCUGCUCCCUGGCUGCUGCAAACAUCAACAUGGAUUUAGUACAAGGCAAGAGUGGUGCUAUUUUUAUUUUGGUUCAUUUAGGGAUAGUUAGAUAAUGGUUAUCUAAGCUCAUGGAUAUAGCAACACUACAGAAUCUUACACACACACACACACACACACACACACACACACACACACACACACACACACACACACACACACACACACACACACACACACACACACACACACACACACACA
This is a messenger RNA of Portunus trituberculatus (swimming crab), 2098 nucleotides long. Its product is annotated as homeobox protein MOX-2-like. The record is from RefSeq and is a predicted model, not a curated record. Lineage: Eukaryota; Metazoa; Arthropoda; Malacostraca; Decapoda; Portunidae. Bases 469 to 921 code for a protein of 150 amino acids. The transcript has 3 exons.